AUGCCUCCAGGGCUGUCCCACCACUGUGUCCAGAGCAUUCCCCACAUUGUUUGCUCCCCCAACGCAUUAUCGAUCAUCGCACCAGUCACUGGGUCCCUCUCAGGGAAGGUAAAUCUUCCCUGCUUCUUCUCCACCAUCCCAACCUCAGCACCAUUGAUCAGUGCCGAUGGAAUUGCCGUUCCUAGCAGAGAUCAAUUACGGAUCAAAUGGACCAAAAUAGUUGGAGACGUGGAAUCCACAGUGCUGGUGGCACAAAAUGGUGCCAUCAAAAUAGGCUCCGUCUACAUGCACCGUGUGUCAGUGCCCAGUCACCCUGAGGAUGUAGGUGAUGCCUCGCUGACGAUGGUAAAGCUGCGUGCCAGUGAUGCCGGCACUUAUCGAUGUGAAGUCAUAUACGGCAUUGAGGACACCCAGGAUACAGUUAACCUUGAUGUUGAUGGUGUUGUGUUUCACUACCGGGAAAGCACCAGCAGGUACACCUUGGACUACCAGAAGGCUGUCGAAACCUGCCAAAAUAUUGGAGCAUCCAUUGCUACAUAUGAGCAACUGAAAGCAGCGUAUGAGGAUGGCUUUGAUCAAUGUGAUGCCGGCUGGAUUGCUGACCAGACAGUGAGAUACCCAAUUACAAGGCCAAGGAAGGGCUGCUUUGGCAACCUGAAAACUAAACCUGGUGUCAGGUCGUAUGGGACCAGGAAAGCCACAGACACCUACGAUGUAUUCUGUUUUGUGGACAAACUUGCUGGUGAAGUGUUCUAUGCUCCUGUGACCCCUAAGAUGACUCUUAAGGAAGCCAGUGCAGAGUGUAGGAACAGGAAAGCUGUCCUGGCAUCCCCGGGCCAGCUCCACGCUGCAUGGCGACAAGGCCUGGACAGAUGUGACUAUGGCUGGCUCUCCGAUGGCAGUGUACGACACCCUGUGGCAGUACCCAGACUGCAGUGUGGGGGAGGCCUGCUCGGAGUAAGGACCAUGUACCGCUACAGAAACCAGACUGGCUUCCCAGAACCAACCAGGAAGCUUGGGGCUUACUGUUUUAAAGGGGUCAACUCGUGUACAGAAAAUAUUUGUCUCAAUGGAGGAUCUUGCUUCAAGAGUGGCAGCAUCUAUACGUGUAGCUGUACUCCUGGUUACAGUGGUUAUCGCUGUGAAACAGAUAUUGAUGAGUGCCAGUCAAACCCAUGCCGCAAUGGAGGUACAUGUUUUGAUGCGCUGGCCUCCUUUACUUGUGCCUGCCUACCAAGCUACUCUGGGCUGUAUUGUGAAGAGGAUACAGAAACAUGUGACUAUGGCUGGCAUAAGUUCCAGGGCCACUGCUACAAGUACUUCCCCCAAAGAAGAAACUGGGACACAGCAGAGAGAGAGUGUCGCAUGCAUGGGGCUCAUCUCACCAGCAUCCUCUCCCACGAGGAGCAACAAUAUGUCAACCGUCUUGGACAGGACUACCAGUGGAUUGGCCUGAAUGAUAAGAUGUUUGACAGUGAUUUCCGCUGGACUGACGGCAGAGCUGUGCAAUAUGAAAACUGGAGACCCAACCAGCCUGACAGCUUCUUCUCUUCUGGUGAGGAUUGUGUUGUGAUGAUAUGGCACGAGGACGGCCAAUGGAAUGAUGUUCCUUGCAACUACCAUCUGACCUACACUUGCAAAAAGGGCACAGUGGCCUGUAACCAGCCCCCUCUGGUGGAGAAUGCACGUACCUUUGGUAAAAAGCGUGAGAGGUAUGAGAUCAACUCGCUGGUGAGAUACCAGUGUCGAAAAGGCUUUAUUCAGAGGCACGUCCCAACAAUCCGUUGUCGUGGAGAUGGACGAUGGGAUAGCCCUAAAAUAGCCUGCAAUAACCCAUCAAGCUAUCAGAGGAAUGUUUUCCAAAAACAUCAACACAAGAGUCUCUCCAGCGUAAACAACUUUAAAAGUUGGCCGGACGCAGCCUUUCGUUUUCACCAUCAGCGCUACCGGGGAAGAAGAGACAGAACUGAACAUAAGCAGAACAGAAAGUAAUGCCAUUUAACGUGGCACAGCUUCCCCUGGACAAGAACACAUGGCUGAUGCUUGUGUGAAAGAGGAAAAAGAUUCCCCAAGAAAAAGCACAUGAGAAAACUCAUCAAAAGAAACCAGGCGGAUAACCUGCAGCUUUUGUUGCGUUUUGGAUGACAAUGGAAUCUUAUGAAGUGCCUUUUGAAAAGAUGUUGAUACAUAACUUUUCUUAUCAAGGAGCACAGUUUUAUAACAAUGCCAAUGUGGAUGUAAUACUUUCAGCUGGCUACUGGAAAAGCAAAAAAGUGUAGCCUACUCAUUCUUUUUAAACUGUGGACGUUUUUUAUUUUUCCAGCUUAUCAAAUAAUACAUUCAUGACUGUUGUCUAAUGACUUUGUACACCAACUGUUUUAUUUAAAAUCACCAUAAGUGUUCCUUAUUCAUAGAAAAAAAAGCUGUUGUGAAAAUAUAGCGCUUAUGUUAUGUAAAGCAAUCCAUUAUGUUGUCGUGCUGUUUUAAGCUGGACUUCAUUUUAAAGAGCAUGCAUGCAUAUGCAUAUAUACAUAUAUUGAAGUCCUCACAUUUUAACCAUGUUUAUUCUGUGUCAAGACAUCCAAAUUCCCACUACACAAUUGGAGCCAUGGAAAUAUUUAGAGUCCAGAUUAUUAACAGGCCCAUGUCUGUGAUGGAGACCUUCAACUUUCAUUAGCUCCAUUCGUCAAUGGCUGUCAUCAAUGUGUUGUCAGGAUAAUGUUUAUGAAAACUUUUCUUUACACAGACAUUUUUUAAACUUAUUAAUAUUCUUUUGUGUGAUUUUAAGCAAUUUAAUAUGAAAGAUUGUUCUCUAAGUACUUACGGACAAAGCCUUUAUCCACUGAUCAAAGUUGAUGUCCAUCACUACUUUCAAAUGAAAGAUGGAGGUGUCUCAGCAGCCUGUAUCUUCUGCUCAUGUGUGUUCAGUGCAAAACUGAGUUGCCACAGCAUGUUUACAAUAACUUUAUUGCAGUUUAUAAUUACACACCAAAUAGUCCUGCUCUCAUCUGUUGCUGUUGUGCUGUAGCCUGUGAUGGUUUUUCUAGUUUAUGCUUUUCUUCGGGACACGUAACCUUUCUGUUAUUGUGAUCGAUUAAAAUCAGCCUUUGAGAGAAUGUAUUUUGUGAAACACUCAAAAAGACUUGAACAUAACGGCUGUUUAGGAACAGAUGCAUAUAAUUUAUUUUCAAGCUGCUCUUGAACUCCUUACUUGUUCUACACUUACAGAUACAUGUGAUGCUAUUCCCUGUCCCAGCUGUACUCUUCAUAUAUUUCUAUUGUACGAUCAAGAGGAGACCAGCCACAAUCACAGGUUGUUUGAAGCGAAUGGAUCUUUAAGGCUAGCAGUGGACCAGAGACUAUAGAGGGCCCCAUUGGCUGCAAUAAUGUUCUGUAAAAUUAACAACACACUUUUACAUGUGUAUGUUUGUGUAUGUCUCCAGCAUUUUUAAAGGGAAACAUGUAUUUGUUGUGUCUGCCUGUGAAUGUCAGUGUGUGUGCCUUAAUGUGCACAUAACAUCAUUUUAUAUUUAAACUGUUUUUUUUUAAUUUUAUUUUACAAUGUGAAUGUCUGGGAUGUUUGUGAAUUCUUUUUAAAGAGCUCAAAGUGUUUUUUCUGCUUUAAAUCACCAAAGAAAUAAAAAUA
This is a messenger RNA of Trematomus bernacchii (emerald rockcod), 3646 nucleotides long. RefSeq names its product versican core protein-like. The transcript has 13 exons. Bases 1 to 1992 code for a protein of 663 amino acids. Gene Ontology annotation, biological process: cell adhesion. Lineage: Eukaryota; Metazoa; Chordata; Actinopteri; Perciformes; Nototheniidae. The record is from RefSeq and is a predicted model, not a curated record. Gene Ontology annotation, molecular function: hyaluronic acid binding; calcium ion binding.